Messenger RNA from Westerdykella ornata, 3095 nucleotides. RefSeq names its product cora-domain-containing protein. Gene Ontology annotation, molecular function: magnesium ion transmembrane transporter activity. The transcript has 3 exons. Lineage: Eukaryota; Fungi; Ascomycota; Dothideomycetes; Pleosporales; Sporormiaceae. The record is from RefSeq and is a predicted model, not a curated record. Gene Ontology annotation, cellular component: plasma membrane. The coding region runs from base 153 to 2759 and encodes 868 amino acids. Gene Ontology annotation, biological process: intracellular magnesium ion homeostasis; magnesium ion transmembrane transport.
CACAGAGGUGAGUUUCUCUCGCCCCAGCGCCGCACACCUUUCCUUGACGACUGCCGUGCUCUCAACGUCCAACCUGUCAAUAUACUGUGCAAUUCAUCCCUUUAUCGCCGCCCUUUACGACCCACGGCGGCAGCCACCGGCCACCCAAUUCAAUGGCCUCCAACUGGCCAGCUGCGCCCGCCUCGCAGGGCUCAAGCUCCAAGCAUCCAAACCAUCCACACACAGGGACCAAUACACCGAUUGAAGGCGCCUCAAAUCCCAUGGCCGGCUCAGCUAAAAAGCGCAAGCACCGUGGAGGCAAGAAGAGACGGAACAGGCGGCAGUCGUUCGCCGCGACCUUGCAGCCAGUCACCUCUGGCGAUCUGACGGACAACCCGGAUGCUCCUGAGGCACCCGAGAACGCGCCGCCGCAUAGCUCGGGCAUGUACCGGUUGAAGCGAAACAGCAGUAAUACGAGCCUCGAGAGCGAAGCCCUCCUUGACCAUCGUGGACAGAGCUUCAUGCAGCCACGCCGGGGAAGCACGCUUCCCAAUCUCUAUCAGCAACGGCCCAGCACCUCGUACGCAGAGUCGCCCUCACGUUCCACCCAAAACAUAUUCACCCGCUCCAAGCUCUCCCAGCAGCCCAUGUCGGAUGAGGAGCAGCAAGCUGUCGACGACAGGACCCCGUUGAUGAGCCAGUCACAUCGAGACAUCAGGACGGGUACGAGUUAUGGUGGAAUGGCUUCCCCGCCGACCUCCGGCGGGAGGCUCCGGAGAGGCAGCAGAGGCUCUUCGCAGAGUAGAAGGAGCAGGACCCAGCUUAGACCGACUCUCCCUCAGCACCAGUCUUCAGCCCAGUUCUGCGAGUACGACGUCAACAACCCUCCAUCGAGACCUGGCAGCCCAGCCAUGGGUCCCGAUGUCAGUUUCAACGAUGUCAUGCUGUCCGCCGACUUGGAACGCGGCUUGACCCCCGAGGAAAGCAGGUCGAAUAGAAGGCUACGGGACGCGUACAUUGACAUCGAUCACCCUGCAGGCGCCGAAGACCACGAGAGCCCCCUUUCAGCUUCUCCGAAAGACCGGGGUCAGAUGCGCCGACGCAUGACUGCCAUGCAGGCGGCCGAGGACGUGUGCAUGCCAGUCGAAGGCAUGUCGGAGCUCGGAGAGCAAGACUUCAAGGAGCGCGCUGAGAGCGGUGAGCGGCGACGGAGGCGGCGUCGGCGGUGGCCUGACCUGGACGUCCUCGAGGCCUGGGCGGCCGAGGAAAAGGAGCAGCGCACAAUACUGGAGGGUUUGCGUACACGCAAAGUGAGCGAGCCUCUCAUGGUCGCCGGUCGUCUGCGCCCGCAAAAGCGUCCCUGGCACAGAGAGGAUGAGGAUGCGCCCUACCGCUUCACCUACUUCAACGAGGAAUUCGACAACACUAUUCAUGCGCAAACCAUCAGCGACCUCCUGCAGCCGGGCCAGACUUUCAAGGACCUCUUCAUUCCGGAACCCCCUGUGCUUGAAGACAGCACGGACGAAGAUACGGAUGAUGAAGAACCGAAUCAAUCCCGCGAUCCCACGCCCGUCAAUGGAAAUGGUGGUUCACGGCAUACACUGCAUCCCGGACAGAUCCCCCCUCUUGCCUCUCGGCUAGGAGAGAUGAAGCAAGCUCCCUCAGGAGAGCACACGCGCAGUCCUACGCCCGCCCCUGCCCCUGCCCAUACGGAGACCAACGAGAAGCCGAAGCGAUAUGGGCCGCGGCCCGCGUUCUGGCUGGAUGUCUUGCGUCCCACCGACGCAGAGAUGAAGGUCAUCUCGAAGGCGUUUAGCAUACAUCCGCUGACUGCCGAGGACAUCAUGAUGCAGGAAGCUCGGGAGAAAGUGGAGCUAUUUAAGCACUACUACUUCAUCAACUACCGCACUUUUGAACAGGACGAGAACAGCGAGGACUACCUUGAGCCGGUCAACCUCUACGUAAUAGUGUUCCGUGAGGGUGUGAUUAGCUUCCAUUUCUCCAUGACACCGCACCCGGCCAAUGUGCGGCGGAGGAUCAGACAACUACAGGACUACCUCAUGGUAUCUCCGGACUGGAUCUCGUACGGGAUUAUCGACGAUGUGACGGACGCGUAUGCGCCGUUGAUUGAGCGCAUCGAGGAUGAAGUCGACGAGAUUGACGAAGCCAUCCUGGACCUGCAUUCCGACGAAGAGGAGCAAGAGCGCGAGAAGUCCAAAGGGUACUCCUUCAACAACCCCCACUACGCGAAGCAGAAAGAUGGCACGAAGGAGGAUCAAGAUAAUGGCCGCAAUGGCCGAGACAUGUUGCGCCGAGUAGGGGAGUGCAGAAAGAAAGUCAUGAGCCUGUACCGCUUGUUGGGCAAUAAGGCGGAUGUCAUUAAGGGGUUCGCGAAGCGGUGCAAUGAGCAUUGGGAUGUCGCCCCGCGGAGCGAGAUUGGACUAUACCUGGGCGAUAUUCAAGACCAUAUUGUGACCAUGACGGCGAAUCUAAGUCACUAUGAGAAUCUCCUCUCCCGCGCACAUAGCAAUUACCUUGCCCAGAUCAACAUUCGGAUGAACGAGCGGCAGGAAAAGACGUCGGAUAUUCUUGGCAAGCUCACUGUUCUGGGUACCAUCGUACUCCCAAUGAACGUGGUGACGGGUGUGUGGGGUAUGAAUUGUCUCGUCCCUGGGCAGACGGUGGAGAAUCUGAAUUGGUUCUGGGCUAUUACGGGGAGUCUGCUGUUGUUUGGGCUGUCGUGCUACUUCAUAGCGAAGAGGGUUUAUGGUAUUGUCUAGAGGCAUUAGGGCGUGAACGUAGAGCUGAGUUUUGGAACCGCGGCGCAUUGUCUCUACGUGUGACAAAGUCCGAGGCAGGGUUGAGCCUUCUCCAUCGGAGUGAUUUCGAGGGCAGGUCGGGGGGGUUAACACCUGUUAAACAGCUAUCAAGGGCCACUGAACGUGCGCAUACGGCUUUCGAAGGAGAGUGGUCUUCGACGCAGUCUCGCGUGUGGAUGUACAUGUAGGCGUGUUUCAGACAUGCCCUGUUCCUACGUCCAUAGGAAGGAAGUCCAGCACUUGGACUCCUAUCGAUAUAACACAGAAGAACCAAAUCAGACCCUUCGAAAAGAAGCA